AUGGUCUUCUACUCAGGCUUUGCGCUGUGCGCAGCCAUCACAAGCGCGGCUGCGCUCCAGGUCCCACUUCUAUCAUCCGGUAACCAAGCGUCACUAGGACAUCCACAUGGAACGAAACCGCUGGUCAAAUCCACGGAGCUCCAGGACCUCAUCAGCGGAGACAGGUUGAUGGCGCGCGCUAAGAAGAUGUAUGAGAUUGCGAAGCUCGGCGAGGAGGAAUACAACCACCCCACCAGAGUAAUCGGGAGUGCUGGCCACCUCGGAACGCUAUCUUACAUCUAUGAAACUGUCCUUGAGCUUGGCGACUACUACACCAUCACCAACCAGACAUUCCCAGCUGUUUCCGGCAAUGUUUUUGAAUCGCGUCUUGUUAUCGGUGACAGCGUGCCCAAGUCUGCAAGGGCUAUGGGAUUGACGCCAGCCACCAAGGACAAAGAGCCUGUGCACGGCGAUCUUGUUUUUGUUGAAAACGAGGGUUGCCAGGAGUCUGACUUCCCGGACUCCGUAGCUGGCAACAUCGCCUUCGUCAAGCGUGGUGUGUGCCCCUUCGGCACCAAGUCUGAGCAUGCUGGUCGCAAAGGUGCUGUUGCUGCCAUUGUCUACAACUACGAGAAAGAUGCUGUCUCAGGUACCCUCGGAACGCCAUCACCAGAUCACAUUGCCACAUUUGGCCUCUCUGGCGAAGAAGCUGAGCCAAUUCUGAAGAAGCUUGAGAAGGGAAAGCGCGUUGAUGCGAUCGCCUACAUCGACGCCGAAGUGAACACGAUCCUUACCGUCAACAUUGUCGCGCAGACGACAGCUGGCGACCCAGACAAUUGUGUCAUGCUCGGUGCCCACAGUGACAGUGUUACUGAAGGCCCUGGAAUUAACGAUGAUGGAUCAGGUACGAUGUCGCUGCUUGAGGUUGCCACACAACUCACCAAGUUCAACGUGAGCAACUGUGUGAGGUUUGCCUGGUGGGCAGGUGAAGAAGAAGGCUUAUUGGGUUCUGACUACUAUGUCGCCUCUUUGCCCGAGAAGGAGAACCAGAAGAUCCGUCUCUUCAUGGAUUACGAUAUGAUGGCUAGCCCGAACUUCGCCUACCAAAUCUACAACGCUACAAACGCGCUGAACCCUAAUGGUUCAGAAGAGUUGCGCGAUCUGUACAUCCAAUGGUACAAGGAUCAAGGUCUGAACUACACCUUUAUUCCCUUCGAUGGUCGCAGCGACUAUGAUGGCUUCAUCCGAAACGGCAUUCCUGGUGGUGGUAUCGCUACGGGAGCGGAGGGUAUCAAGACGGAAAAGGAGGUUGAGAUGUUUGGUGGAAAGGCGGGAGAUUGGUAUGACAACUGCUACCAUCAGCUUUGCGACGAUAUCUCAAACCUCAAUGAGACGGCGUGGGUCGUCAACACCAAGCUCAUCGCACACUCGGUCGCGACAUAUGCGCGCUCCUUCAAGGGUUUCCCGAAGAGAGAGCUAGAGGCCUCGGUCAAGUCUACGGCAUACAGGGAGGAUGUCAAAUAUCAUGGUGAUAAGAUGUUCAUUUAG
Molecule: messenger RNA, 1527 nt
Organism: Alternaria postmessia
Lineage: Eukaryota; Fungi; Ascomycota; Dothideomycetes; Pleosporales; Pleosporaceae
Exons: 3
Coding region: 1-1527 (508 amino acids)
Biological process (GO): proteolysis
Molecular function (GO): metalloexopeptidase activity; aminopeptidase activity
Source: RefSeq, a predicted model, not a curated record